Messenger RNA from Zootoca vivipara (common lizard), 1149 nucleotides. It is a transcript of the gene MNX1, whose product is annotated as motor neuron and pancreas homeobox 1. Gene Ontology annotation, molecular function: DNA-binding transcription factor activity, RNA polymerase II-specific; sequence-specific double-stranded DNA binding. The record is from RefSeq and is a predicted model, not a curated record. Gene Ontology annotation, biological process: central nervous system development; endocrine pancreas development; regulation of DNA-templated transcription. Gene Ontology annotation, cellular component: nucleus. Lineage: Eukaryota; Metazoa; Chordata; Lepidosauria; Squamata; Lacertidae.
AUGGAGAACUCCAAGAAUUUCCGAAUCGACGCGCUGCUGGCCGUGGAUCCUCCCAAGGCAGCGGCCUCGACGGUUCAGACGUCGCCUCUGGCGCUGGUCACGUCGCUGUCGGGCCGCUCCAGCAGCUCCAGCGCCAGCUCCAGCUCCAGCUGCAGCCCUCCCUCGUCGGCGGAACCUCCGCCCUCGUCCGCGGAGUGCCUGCGCAACGACAGCCCGUCGCCGCCUCGGCUCCUGGCCGCGCACUGCGGGCUGGUGCCCAAGCCGGGCUUCCUGGGCGGCGGGGGAGGCGCCGCGGGGGGCCCCCACCCGCACGCGCACCCACACGCGCACCCGCACGCGCACCCACACGCCGCCCUGGGGCUGCAUCCGCAAGGCGGUGCCGGCCUCCACCCGCAAGCCGCCCUCUACGGCCACCCCAUGUACGGCUACCCGGCAGCGGCGGCCGCGUUGGCUUCGCAGCACCCGGCGCUCUCCUACUCAUACUCGCAGGUGCAGCCGUCGCACCCGGCCGCCGACCCCAUCAAGCUGAGCGCCGGCACUUUCCAGCUGGACCAGUGGCUGCGGGCCUCCACCGCCGGCAUGAUCCUGCCCAAGAUGCCUGACUUCAACUCCCAAGCACAGUCCAACCUGCUGGGCAAGUGCCGGCGGCCCCGCACGGCCUUCACCAGCCAGCAGCUGCUGGAACUGGAGCAUCAGUUCAAGCUGAACAAGUACCUGUCCCGACCGAAGCGCUUCGAGGUGGCCACGUCUCUCAUGCUCACCGAGACGCAGGUGAAGAUCUGGUUCCAGAACCGGCGUAUGAAGUGGAAACGGAGCAAGAAGGCCAAGGAGCAGGCGGCUCAGGAGGCGGAGAAGCAGAAAGGAGGAAGUGUUGGGGAGGACAAAGUGGGGGAUGAGGUGCUGCCUGCUGGGGCCCCAGAGAAAAACAAUGGAGGGCGCCGCUUGCAAGAACUCAGGGACAGUGACCGGGAGGAAGAUGACGAUGAGGAAGAGGACGACGAAGAAGAGGAGGAGGAGGAGGAAGAUCGGCCCGGACACUGCUGCCCCUAUGGGUCUCCCGAUUGCUCUGAUGGGGAUGAGGAUGGGAGGCAGCCCCAUGGACGGCAUGGGGGAGCCCACCCACAAUUGCCUCCCACCUCGGCUCCCUGA